Molecule: messenger RNA, 1505 nt
Organism: Physeter macrocephalus (sperm whale)
Lineage: Eukaryota; Metazoa; Chordata; Mammalia; Artiodactyla; Physeteridae
Product: capZ-interacting protein-like
Source: RefSeq, a predicted model, not a curated record
CCCUAGCACAGGGCCCAGGCAGCCAGGGCAUUCUGCAGCCAGCAAGCUGGGCACGCAGCCACCCACUUCCGCUGUGUCUGCUGAAGCCAAACCCAGCACGACGGGAGCCGAGCAGAGAGCGGGGAUCACGAGCCCUGGCCAGAGUGAGUGCGUGCGGCCACUGCCGAGUUGGCAUCUGGAGGACAUGGAGGAAAGGCCAGCAGAGACCAACGCCAGUGUGGACGACUCAGUGCCCCACUCGGUGGCCCAGCUGGCUGAGCGAUUCAGGGAGCAGGCAGCCGCUGCAAAGGAGACACCAGCCAGUAAACCAACAAGAAGGAAACUGCCCUGCUCCCUCUCUCUGUUCCUCCCCAGGGUAGAACUGGGCCAGAAUGGUGAAGAGAAGUCACCGCCCAAUGCAAACCACCCUCCUAAAGUCAAGGUGAAGAGCUCACCUCUGAUCGAGAAGCUCCAGGCCAGUUUAGCCUUUGAUCCAGCGACCCUGCUGCCUGGGGCCUCACCCAAGAGUCCCGGACUCAAGGCCAUGGUAUCACCAUUUCACAGCCAGCUUUCUACCCCCAGCAGCCGUGGCAUGUGGUCUCGGGCCAGCGAGCCACAGGAGGUGCCCAUCAGCUUUGACCAGCCUCCUGAAGGCAGUCAUCUGCCCUCUUACAGUAAGGUGCAGACGAGGGGCUCCAUAAAAAGGUGCCCUCCCUCCAGGCUAUUCAGAAGGUCCCAGUCGGAUUGUGGGGACCUGGGGGAGCUCAGGGCCAUGGAGUCCUCCCAGGAGAAUGGUGCCAAGGAAGAGAAUGGGGACGAGGUGUUCCCAGCCAAGAGCAAGACUCCAGGAUCCCCUCCUCUGAGGAGGACGCCCAGCAGGACAGAGAAGCAGGAGGAGAAGGGAAGGGCCUUGGUAGCCCAGCAGCACGAAACGGCCGUGGGGAACUCCGAGGAGGGGGCCAGCCAGCGUCCAGCCCGAGCCUCCAGCCCAGAGGCAGAGGACGGGUGUGGGAGCCCCACGGAGGAGAAACCGGCUGAAGAGCAGACGGAAGAGCCUACAGAGGUGAAGGAGAGGGUGGCCAGUGAAGAGGAGGAGCCCGGACAGAGGAGCCAAGACACAGAGGGGCUGGAGGAGGGAGCUGUGGGGGAGGAGACCCCCAAAGCCCAUCCUGGAGGAGGGGAGGGCGACCACAGUCCUGAGCAGGGGACUGGCAAGGAAAAGCAAGAUGAGGGGGCUGUCCUCGAGUCAGGCUGUGACCCUGGCACUGGCCAUGCCCAGCCAGACACUAGCAGUGAGGUUCCCAAGACAGAGGAUAACACCCCUGUCCAGGACACUAAAAGGUGAAGAAGAUCUCAUUGUGCCUAGUGAUGAAGCUUCUGGAGCUGUGUCCUUGAAGUAGCAGCAAUGAUCGUAGUGGCAGCAAAGGAAGCCAUCACAGGGACAGAAUGGCGUGAGGGUCUGGAGUCAGCCUGAGGACACAGGGUGCAAUUUCCCGACCUCUGCACCAUCGGAGACAGAGAUUGGA